Messenger RNA from Ipomoea nil (Japanese morning glory), 777 nucleotides. RefSeq lists its product as uncharacterized. Bases 1 to 777 code for a protein of 258 amino acids. The transcript is spliced from 2 exons. NCBI's taxonomy places the organism in Eukaryota, Viridiplantae, Streptophyta, Magnoliopsida, Solanales, Convolvulaceae. The record is from RefSeq and is a predicted model, not a curated record.
AUGUCUCUCGACGAACAAAAUUUAUAUGUGUUCAGGGGGUUUAGGCCGGAAUUCAGAGCGGUGGCGGCGUCUCUCACGGUUACGGGAUCGCCGGUGACCAUCCCUCAACUCGCAGACUUCCUCCAGGCGCAGGAGUUCAUUUAUGCAGACGAGUUCCUCCUGGUUGAUCAGAAUCGCAACUCCUCUCCAGUCGCCAUGUACGCCGGGCAGGGGCAGAACCACCGGCAGAACAGCAAUGGCGGUGGCCGUGGGCAGAAUCGCGGCCGCGGGCAGAACAGAGGACGCGGCGGCCGUGGGCAGAAUCGCAGCGGUGGUGGUGGUUCCCCUUGCUGUCAGAUAUGCAGGUGUCAUGGGCAUACCGCUGUGUAUUGCUCCAAGAGAUACAACACCCAGCCGCCGGCACCACCGCAGGCCCACGUCGCGACCACCGGAGACGACGGGGCAGGUUCUGCGUCGGAGACGUGGUUCCCGGACUCCGGGAUGAUCGGCCAGGCCGAGGAGUACACUGGAGGCGAUGUCCUUCGGGUUGGAAACGGUACAGGUUUGGGAAUUUCCUCUGUUGGACAUGCAUCUAUUCCGUCGGUUUCUAAAAAUUUAAAACUGUCAAAUAUUCUGCAUGUCCCAAAUUUGUCUGUUCCCCUUCUUUCUGUUCAUCGUUUUACAAGUGAUAAUGCAGUGUUCUUUGAAUUUCACAAUACUUAUUUUGUUGUUAAGGAUUCAAUUACCAAGGAGAACGUCAGUUCUCACGUUCUAUCAAGGCAAUACAGUCAGAUUUAG